UACAAAAACUUACCCUGUUCUUAGAAAUAUUUCAAAAUCCACAAAAAAAAUUGCAUUAAAUUUCUGAAAAAUUGUGGUACUGACCAAGAUAUAGAAUAUUUUGCCACACAAAAUAUUUGGAUGAAACAAAUAUGUUUAGGUUGUUUCACGUAAAAUUUAGGGGUAAGUUACAUCCACCAAACCCUCUACAGUUACAACUCUUAGAAACCUCUCUUCAGUUCCAUUCCAUUCCAUCAUACCGUUGUGACCCUCUUCUUUCCACUCUACUCCUUGCUCUGAAAUCUUCAUCUUCUGUCUCCUGCUGCAGGGUCAUUCAUGCCCGAGUGAUCAAAUCACAGGAUUACAGAGAUGGGUUCAUUGGUGAUCAAUUGGUUUCAUGCUACCUUAACAUGGGGUCCACCCGAGAUGCACAGAACCUGUUUGAUGAAAUGCCCCACAAGGAUUCGGUCUCUUGGAACUCUUUGGUUUCCGGGUUUUCGAAAAGAGGAGACCUUGGUAAUUGCCUGAGUGUGUUUUCUAGAAUGAGAUCUGAAAUGACAUUGGAAUUGAAUGAGCUUACACUUAUAUCUGUUAUCUCGGCUUGUGCUUUUGCGAAAGCCCGAGAUGAGGGUUGGUAUCUUCAUUGUUGUGUAGUGAAAUUGGGUAUGGAGUUGGAGGUGAAGGUUGCUAAUGCUCUUAUUAACCUGUAUGGAAAGUUUGGCUGUGUUGGCUCUGCUUUCAAGCUGUUUUGGGCAAUGCCGGAGCAGAAUACGGUGUCAUGGAAUUCAAUGGUGGCUGUUUGGACACAAAAUGGAUUCCCUAAUGAAGCUGUUAAUUAUUUUAAUAUGAUGAGGGUGAUUGGACUUUUUCCUGAUGAAGCCACGAUGGUGAGCUUGCUUCAAGCCUGUGAAAAUUUGCCUUUGGGAAGAUUGGUAGAGGCCAUGCAUGGUGUGAUCUUCACCUGUGGUCUUAAUGAAAAUAUAACGAUCGCGACCACCCUUUUGAACUUGUAUUCAAAGUUAGGGAGAUUGAGUGCUUCUCACAAGGUUUUUGCAGAUAUAAGCAAGCCUGAUAAAGUGGCAUUGACUUCAAUGCUUGCAGGGUAUGCCAUGCAUGGGCAUGGGAAAGAAGCAAUAGAGUUUUUUGAAAGGACUGUUAGGGAAGGUUUGGAGCCUGAUCAUGUUACCUUUACUCAUUUGUUAAGUGCUUGUAGCCAUUCAGGGCUUGUCAAGGAAGGAAAGUACUACUUUCAAAUCAUGUCUGAUGUCUACAAAGUUCAGCCCCAGUUGGAUCACUAUUCAUGUAUGGUUGAUCUUCUUGGCCGCUGCGGUCUACUCAAUGAUGCUCAUCAGCUGAUAAAGAACAUGCCAUUAGAGCCAAAUUCUGGAGUUUGGGGUGCCCUUCUUGGUGCUUGUAGGGUUUAUGGUAACAUCAAUCUUGGGAAGGAAGCUGCAGAGAAUUUGAUUGCAUUAAAUCCUUCAGACCCUAGAAACUAUAUCAUGCUUUCCAACAUAUAUUCUGCUGCAGGUCUGUGGAGUGAUGCAUCAAAAGUGAGGUCUUUAAUGAAGACUAAAGUUCUUACGAGAAAUGCCGGAUGCAGUUUUAUUGAGCACGGGAAUAAAAUCCACCGUUUUGUGGUAGAUGAUUAUUCUCACCCUGAUUCAGAAAAAAUACACAAGAAGCUGGAAGAGCUUAUGAGAAAAAUUCAAGAGGUUGGCUUUGUGUCUGAAACUGAAUCUAUUCUCCAUGAUGUUGACGAAGAUGUGAAAACAGAUAUGAUUAACAAGCAUAGUGAGAAGAUAGCACUUGCAUAUGGACUUUUGGUUAGUAGUACUGAUAUGCCAUUAGUUAUAAUAAAAAAUCUCAGAAUAUGCCGGGAUUGCCACAACACUGCAAAAUUUGUUUCACUGAUAGAAAAGCGUACUAUCAUAAUCCGAGAUUCAAAGCGAUUUCACCACUUUUCAGAUGGAUUAUGCUCUUGUGGUGAUUAUUGGUAGUGACCUUUGAAAGAGAUUGGCAUUGCAGGAAUGAUAUUGUCAUUGUUCGUAACUCAUAAGAACCGAUAUGGCCCAGAAGACAUGAUAUAUUGAUUCUAGCAGCGUGGUGAAGAAUUGAUGUAUGCAUGGAGCCACAUUUAUAUGCAGGUCCAAAUAAAAUGCGAAGACCCUUUCUGCUAUUUUAGCCCACUGGACCUGACUUGUUACAGCUUGGAGAACAAUAACUUUUUGAAUACUCCGGAUAAGGGCUUUCUGCUGGUGCAAGAAUGUCAGUGCAGCAGUUGAACCACAAGCAGAAAGUUUAUACUGACUGCAAUCAUCUUCAGUUUAGAACUCUAGAGGGCCAACAAACAGAAUAUCCAUGUUAAAAAUAUUACACUGAUGAAAAUUGGCUGUGGUUACUUAACGGUUUGUAUCUAAAAGAUGGAACGGACUCUGAGCUCUGGCCUAAUGAGGGUACAAGUAUGAAAUUUGAUUUUAAAUACUGCUCUUUUUGGCUCUUUAGUCCAAACCAUUCUCCUUCUUUAUCAAUUUUUUCAUUUGUAUGAAAUAGUAAAACCUGAAAAUAGUACAAGAGUUUUCAU
Messenger RNA from Cajanus cajan (pigeon pea), 2560 nucleotides. Its product is annotated as Tetratricopeptide repeat (TPR)-like superfamily protein. Gene Ontology annotation, biological process: RNA modification. The record is from RefSeq and is a predicted model, not a curated record. NCBI's taxonomy places the organism in Eukaryota, Viridiplantae, Streptophyta, Magnoliopsida, Fabales, Fabaceae. Gene Ontology annotation, molecular function: zinc ion binding; protein binding; RNA binding. Gene Ontology annotation, cellular component: intracellular membrane-bounded organelle.